Glycine soja is the source of this 3616-nucleotide messenger RNA. RefSeq names its product filament-like plant protein 7. Bases 298 to 3381 code for a protein of 1027 amino acids. The transcript has 6 exons. The record is from RefSeq and is a predicted model, not a curated record. Lineage: Eukaryota; Viridiplantae; Streptophyta; Magnoliopsida; Fabales; Fabaceae.
ACUUCCGUUUCAUUUGUUGUCACUAUCUUGAUAAUUUUUCAGUGGUUCUCGAUGGUUCAUUUGAGUAUCUGAUAGUGAAGGAUGCAAGGGAUAUAGAAAGAUAGAGUCUUAGUGUAGUGUUUUUCCGUGUUAGACAGUUCAUCAGCUACAUGAAUCAUGUGAUACUUCUUAAGCAUAAGGCAUAAGCUUUAAAUGUUCUUUUUUUCAUAUGAGUGAUUAUAGGUUACAGAAGGUCUGAAAUCUAAAAAGCUGUGUUUCACUUGAAAUGCACCAUACUAAUCAAUGUAGCCAAAUUUGAUGAAGAAACAUGGAUGCGUGAAAACAUUACCUGAAAUCAUGAACCACAAGCCAUGGCUUUGGAGGAAAAAAUCUAUGGAGAAAACAAUCCUUGCAGUUGGCAAAGUUGUCAGUUCUUCUAAAACCAUUGAAGAAGAGGCACACAAACUUCCAACAAAUAAAGAAACUGGAUUGGAAAGAUCAUCAAAAAGUCUAAAUGAGAAGUUGGCAACAGUCCUACUUGAUUCUCAUUCUGGAGAUGACCCUUUAGCAAAACAAGCCCAAAAGCCCCAACAGGAAAUUAGAGGCAAUGACAAGACAAAACAGGAAGUAGAAUCUGUUGAAGACUUAGAAGAAGAAGCAUCUGCUGAGACUGUUACUCCAGCAGAUGCAACAUUGGAGGAACCUUUGCAGCCACCAAGCAGUGUUCAAGUCGAACAAGAGCAAAAGUUGAGUGGUGCCACUGCAAAGAUAUCAACAGAGCAUGAAAAGAUUCAGAGAGAUUUGGAAGAGAAGUUGAGGGAAACAAGUAAAAGGCUAGAUGACUUAACUGCUGAGAAUACACAUAUUGCUAAUGCAUUGCUAACCAAAGAGAAAUCAAUUGGGGAUCUGGUUAAAUGUAAACAAGAAGCAGAUGCCGAGUUUAGUACAUUGAUGGCUAGAUUAGACACCACAGAAAAGGAAAAUUCUUUCCUAAGAUACGAGUUUCACGUGCUGGAGAAGGAACUUGAGAUCCGGAAGGAGGAGAUGGACUAUAGCCGUCAGUAUGCAGAUGUCUCACAUAAACAGUACCUUGAGAGUUCUCAGAAAGCCUCAAAGUUAGAGGCCGAGUGUCAGAGACUACGUCUUUUGCUGCAGAAAAGAUCACCUGGUUCUGCUGGUUUGGGGAAUAUGAAGAAUGAAGUUGGAGUGGCGAGAAUAAGAAAGUCAAAUCCUUCCAGAGAAUUGAUGUACAAAAACAAUGAUGCCAGAAACUCUAGUAAUGUGUCUGAGAAAAGUUUCGGCUUAAUGACCAAACGCUUGCAAGAUCUGGAUGAGGAGAACAAGGCUCUCAAAAGAAUUUUAACCACAAAAAACUCUGAACUAGAAUAUUCAAGACUUAUGUACGCUGAAACAGCUUCCAGAUUAUCACAGGCUGAGAUUCUGCUUAGAAAGAUUUCUGAAAAUCAGAGGUCCAUGGAGCUGGUUAGGUGUUAUCCCACAUCAAAUGAACUUCCUUUGAUGUCAAAUUAUGAUAUUUAUAGUGAUGAUGAGGCUAUCUCUUCUGGAUCCUGGGCUAAUGCUCUUAUGUCGGAACUCGAACAUUUAAGAACUUCAGAGGCUAAAAUUCAUAAAAGCAGCAGAGCCACUGAAGUUUCAGACAUUAGUUUCUUGGAUGAUUUUGCCGAGAUGGAAAAAGGAGCUAUAGUUUCUAUUGAUACGCCUAAAAGGGGAUACUUCUCUGAUGUAAGUGGUAGGGAGCUAGUGUCAGUUAAACAAGAUCAUCUUGGCAUUAGUGAGAGGAAACAGGAGAUCCAAUUCAAACAUACAACAACAGAAAAAUCAUUUGACUGGCUUCAGAUUGUUUUGAAUGCAAUGUCGAAGGAGAAACACAUAUCGAAGCGAAGUCUUCACGAACUGUUUGAUGACAUAAAAAUUGCUUUGGAUUGUGUAAAUCAUCCAACUGCUUGUAAAUCUGAUACCGAAGCAGAAAGCAAACAACACUUCAAUUCUAAUUUGAGAAAGUCAGUCCACAGAAUUGUCAACCUCAUUGAAGGAAUUGCUCCAAAGUCAUUUAUGUGCAACAAUUGUCCAGAUUGCUUGGAGGAGAUUAAGCAUUCAGACAUAUCGCAAUCACCAACACCCAAAGACUAUUUUGUUCAUGUUUUCCAAUGGAAGGUUUCAGACUUAAAUCCUCUCCUGCACCAACUUGUUCACACCUGCAAAGAUCUGUUAACAGGGAAAGCUUAUUUUGAAAAUUUUAUCGAGGAAGUGGCAUUUGCUUUGGACUGGAGCAUUAAUAACAGUGUCACCUCCACAAAUGCUGCCAUUGCAAGGGAUAAGAUCAAGAAGCAAUUCAGCAGUCAUUUAUCACAAAAUCAAAGUAAAACAGAUGUUGAAGAUAAACAGUCUUCUCGCUUGCCCUCAUUUGCAUAUCCUGACGAACAGUGUGAACUCUUCAACACACAGAAUGAUCAGUGUGAUCUCCUUGAAGAGAUUAGAAAACUAAAAUAUGAUUUGAGGAGCACAAAAACUGCGAAGAAAGACUUGGAAGAAAAGCUGCUGUCAGUAACUGAUGAGAGUCAGAACUUAGCAAAACAAUGUCAAGAAGCACAAAAUAACAUCAAAGGUUUAGAAUCAGAAAUCGAGGCACUGAAAGAAUCCAAAGCAACACUAGAAGAUCAGAUUGAGAAACAGAAGAUUAUAAAUGAAGAUCUUGAUACACAACUUACAAUAGCUCAGACCAAAUUAAAUGACAUCUUUCAAAAGUUUUCGUCCUUAGAAGUUGAAUUAGAGGAUAAAAAGAACUCCUGUGAGGAUUUAGAAGCAACAUGUCUAGAACUUCAACUCCAGCUGGAAAGCAUUGCAAAGAAGGAAUCUCCAACAUAUGGCAAAUACGAAGUAGAAAAGAUAUAUCAAACUGGCUGGGAGAUCACAACAGCUUCAUCAAAGUUGGCAGAGUGCCAAGAAACCAUCCUAAACCUUAGGAAACAACUCAAGGCACUUGCUUCAUCUAAUGAAGUAGCAAUUUUUGACAAGGUUGUCUCCACAACUAAUACUAUGGCCAAUCCAACUCAGAAGAAGAACUUGAUCAAACGAUCCUCUCUACGCAAUCAAAUGCAAGCAGAGGAUGAAGCUAAAGGAGGGAUGCAUAAGUCUGUCCAAACUGAAGAAACUAAAAGCGAUAAAGAUGUGCAGAGGCCACCCCUUCUUCAAUCUGAAACCGAAAAAUCUCUGCCAAGUCCCAAAAGUCUCACUUCGGAGCAACAUGAUAGAAGCAAAACCACAGGCUCUUUGGCAAUUGUGCCAGGUAAGAAGCAAAUAGGCUUUGGUUUUCUGAGGAAGCUGCUGUCGAGACGAAAGAAAGGAAGGGGUAAGGGAACUAAGUUGUUAGCCAAAGCAUGAAUAAGAAUGAUCUUGGAGAGAAUGCGAAGACAUGCUUCUGGUGUAACAUGCUUUUGUCUUUUAUUAGAUUAGAUUCUGGUGGAACUUGUUUUUAUCUUGUAUUGGAGAUGAUUGAGGUUGGAGUUGAGACACAGAGUGAAAGAGAGGUUUGGUGCUGUAAAUAUAGCUGGUGUAAAUAAGUUCAUUGGCAUUUGAGAUUAAGCUGUGCUGAUUUAUGUUACGGUUGUUGUUUGCA